Messenger RNA from Saccharomycodes ludwigii, 1017 nucleotides. RefSeq names its product putative polyadenylation protein (gene IPA1). The coding region runs from base 1 to 1017 and encodes 338 amino acids. NCBI's taxonomy places the organism in Eukaryota, Fungi, Ascomycota, Saccharomycetes, Saccharomycodales, Saccharomycodaceae. The transcript has a single exon. Gene Ontology annotation, biological process: proteasome-mediated ubiquitin-dependent protein catabolic process; protein polyubiquitination; protein monoubiquitination. The record is from RefSeq and is a predicted model, not a curated record. Gene Ontology annotation, cellular component: nucleus; cytosol; ubiquitin ligase complex. Gene Ontology annotation, molecular function: ubiquitin protein ligase activity; cyclin binding; ubiquitin conjugating enzyme binding.
AUGGCAUAUUUGGCUGAAUACCUUCCUAGAAUUGGAAUUGUACAAAUUUCUUUCACAGAUAAUUACGAACUUGAUCAUAUAACUGAAAAACAAGUUUUAAUGAAAAAUGGCGAAACGUUUAAUUUACCUCAUCAAGUAAUUUUGGAUCCCGGCAAUGAUGCUACCUCCAAAAAUGUAAAAAGCUUGGUGAAUGAAAAGGUAAUUUCAAUUAGAUGUAAAGCUGUUGGAGGGGCAAGAUUGAAAAGCUCUGCAAAUCACUCGACUUUGUGUUUUUACGAAAAAUGGAACAGUAUAGAGUUGAAAAAGCUCCAUGGCUUCUUUUUAGUUUGCAACAACUGUCAAGAAAAGGUAUUAGAUUCCAUAUAUUAUGACAAAAUAUAUGAUUUACCAAGCGAAAACUGGACAGAAUUGAUGGAUCUAUGGCACUGUCACAAACCUGAUGAGAAUGUCAACUUUUUUUAUCAAUCUAGUAUGAAUAACUUAAUACCUGCAAACAAAGAACUUUUCAUUGGUGAAUCCUAUUUUUUAAUAAAUAACUCAAAUGCUUGUUUAAUAAAAGGCAAACUUAUAGAGUGCAAAAAAUGUUUUUCGGAGUUAGGUAUGCUCAGUGCAAAUGGUUAUAAAUUUAAUAAAUGGAACUUAUGCCUAAUUAAUAAUAGUACCGGUGAAUUGUCGUAUUUUAGACCUUAUGAAUUUGUAGUGCAGAAUAUAAUGCAACAUGUGAAAUCCAUGGGAGUUCGAAGAUUUAAAUUGAUAACAAGAGACGGAAAAAGUAUUUUUCUAUGGUGUUUUGAUAUUGGUACCACAGUUUUAAUUAAUAAUGAAAUCCUAAUGGAAAACUGUAUUAAGAUUUUAUACAAAGACGAAGAUAGUAGUGAAAAACACGCAGAGGAAGAAAUAACGGUUCCAAAAGAGUGUUUUGACGAUUUUAUGUCGUAUUUAAUUCUAGUUAACUCGAAAUUGCCCGAUCCGUCUUUCUUGGGAUGGAGACUUAGCUAUAUUAAUUACAUAUCAUGA